Molecule: messenger RNA, 1118 nt
Organism: Patiria miniata (bat star)
Lineage: Eukaryota; Metazoa; Echinodermata; Asteroidea; Valvatida; Asterinidae
Product: superoxide dismutase [Cu-Zn]-like
Exons: 6
Coding region: 182-826 (214 amino acids)
Biological process (GO): removal of superoxide radicals
Molecular function (GO): copper ion binding; superoxide dismutase activity
Source: RefSeq, a predicted model, not a curated record
AGGCUUGUUUGUGUUUCUGCAUUGACGUGUGUUAUUCCAGCUUAUAAGCCAUUAUGUGUAGCUAGAUAUAGCUAUUAUAUGCAUCUGUCCCGCUAUCAUGGCUGUUCUCCACUAGAAUACUGUUAGUUGUGCAUGCGAUAGCACGUCUCUCCUAUAUUCCUGGCCUUCGGAUAAGCUGAAGAUGGGCGUGUAUGGUGUGGCGCUACUGCUGGCAAGCUGCCUCUGUGUUUCUCUUGUACAGAAUGCAGCUGGUGCCUCUCGUCGCGAAUACUUGAAUCUCCUGCAUGCUUUACAACAUGACCGAGCACUGCAGGACCCUUAUAUCCGAGCUAGAUGUGAUUUGCAGAAUAACCCUGAUCUGUCUGACGACAUAAAGGCAGCAAACAAUGUACAAGGCGCUGUCACAUUCAAGCAACUGAAAACUGGCGGGAGUUUGUCUGUAUCUGUGAGUCUGACUGGUCUGGAUGUGUCCAGCGCCGAUCUUCACGGCUUCCACGUGCAUCAGUUCGGCGAUCUGACCAACGGAUGUGGAUCGACUGGUGGGCAUUUCAACCCAUCGGGCAAGCAACACGGUGGGCCCCAAGACGUAGAAAGGCAUGUUGGAGACUUUGGGAAUGUGGAACGGAACAGCGAUGGUUCGGUCUACACUGAAUUCACCGAUGACGUGGCGUCUCUCCUCGGCACUAAUACCAUCAUCGGCAGGGCCAUAGUGUUGCACAAGGAUACAGACGAUCUUGGCAGGGGUGGUUACUCCGAUAGUCUGACCACGGGACACGCCGGCGCGCGCCUCGCUUGCUGUAUCAUCAACGAAGUCGUCACAGUGUAGGACGAGUCCGGUACCUAACCUAAAUGGAACCGUGUUUAACGUGCUGGGUUUAAAACCGUGAGGAAUUUGCAUCCAUGCAACUGCGCAUGCUCUGUAAUGAAAGACUGCUCAAUACUUUGGCUCGAUCCAAGACGAAACAAAGCACAUUAUCGCAAACACAGAGUUUUGGUUUGGAAAGUUUUUGCCAAAAGGAUUUAGUUUUCGCAAGACACAAGUGAUUGACAUUUUCAGUCCUGGUGUCUGGUAUGUACUUUGAAUAAAUUACUUGUUUGGAACGAAGUCUUGCACAAUA